CUCAUCAAUUCAAUUGAGAUAACAACCAUGGCACAGCGUAUUCUCAUUACAUGCAAAUCGCAUAAGGUUCCUGGUCCGGAUAGUGAGAAAGCUACGCUACUAGCCAACCAAGCCUGUCAGAAGGUUUGGGGUCGAGACUUCAAUGAGGGUCUCGGCGACCGCAUAACAUUGGAGGGUGAAUUUACGUACGGCGUACGGUGUAACCUACUUGUUGAUAAUGGUCCCCUGGAUAGUGAGGACUACACUACCUCAUUUUUCAGAUGGAAUGGGGAGGCGCUUGUCCUUACUCAAUUACCAGCGUCCAUCCUUAAAACGUUGGAAGAGCGGUUUCAAUUCAACCCAGCCAACAGACCUAAACGCGUCUGCUACACAGAUGAGGAAUACAAGGAUUCGGCCCGAAGAAAUAUGACGAACUUGUGAGAGGUAAAGCAGAGAGACGGGAGAUUGCAAGAAGGUUCGAUCCUGAGAAGUUGCAUAACCAGUAACAGCCUCAAGCCAAUUAAUUAGGGCUUCUAGAAUAGUACGGAUUGGAUUUACAUGCUCUUUCAUGCGGCGAAGAACUAUAUAGGCCAUCUAGCCCAAAAUAUCCCCUGAUUUACCAGGCUAUAUGACAAAUUAUAUAUCGUGAUUUUAGAUUCUUCUAUCUACCCAUCAAAAUAUCAGGAUUCUGAACUAAAGCGAUGAACUUCAGCUUCAGACUUCGACAGUUAACAUGACCACGGACUGCUACUUGGAGUGGAUGGGCAGCCGAUCUCGUCAACAACUUGUCCUCAAAAUAUCGCUCGUGAAACCUUCCGCGUCCUAGACUCGCCAGGUGGGCUUCUAGAGAAGCCGUUGGUCAAAGUCGUCCUGCGAUCUUUGUAGCAGGGGGGUGCGGGCAUGGUUUGUGAAGGCGAAAGCAUUUUCAUUCGAGACGUCGCCCAGGAAUAAUUUCAACCCCUUGCCGAUUGAAAAAUUGCAUGCGCGGCAUGUCAAGACCUCAUCCAAUAUGUACGCGCUUCCUCGCAGGUUCGCGUUCAGCCACAGACAUAUCAACAGAAUUAGUGAUGUCAGACAUUACUUUGCGCUUCAGCGGCGAUGUGAAGCUUUUUGGCAGGCGCGCAAGCUGCUCAAUAUUGUGUAAAGCGUCAACGAUCAACUCCGGCUCAUUCAAAGACAGGUAUUUCUCUGUAAUAAUGAGCGGGGAUGUAUGUGAUUUGUAUGGCUCGUCAAAUUUCCGUAAAUAUGAUGACGUGAUUGUUGCAGAGUAUUGUAUGAUGGAUUUUCUGUCCGUCGUCGGAGAGAAUAAGAAUGCCUGGGAGGGUCAGAGCCGCGACAACUGGAAGGAGGGAAGACUAUCUACCUGAAUAUCUCCAUCUGGUAUCGACAACCUGGCACUUUGAGCUAUCGCAAUUAGAAUGCUAGCGUUGUAAGGAUCGAAAGGCAGCUUGUUCAUCUUUUGAACUAAUUUAUAUGCUACAUUCAGCGGCUGUUUUUGGCGUGUAAAUUCUUUCCGGCGUUUGCGUGAUAUCCAAGUGUUGUCGAUGAAGGCGAACAUUGGCCUGGAAGUUUCUCUCGCACAAACAAGGAGGGGGCAGGAGACGGUAGCAACAUGUAAGCUGUCGUAAAGCAGAGGAAGUUUUGGACUAUGGAGCAUGCUUAGUUUAGAGGACUGGCUCGUGUAUGAUAUUCCAUACCUGCUAAACCUGAGCUGGUUGACCGUGAGAACCAGGAGAGAAAAUAGACGUCGGAUUGAUUCGUCUCGAAGGGACUUUACCCUCACACAAUCGAGAGUAUCAAAUUCAUGUAGAAUUUGAUCCUUUACUGGUGGAUAUCGACGAGAACGGUUGCUUAUAGCCUCUGUGGGCGUCGUGAUAGCUUGUGGAGGUGGGCAGUCGAGGAAGGCCAAGUGCUCAGCCGUCCAGGACUCGGGGCGGACAAAGAGGCGCGUAGAAGGGUGAGUAACUAGCAAAUGGCGGAGAGAUUCUGGUUCUGGGGUGCAACUCUCCCGUAUGGCCUUAGCCAUCAUUCCAGGGCAUUUAUGUUUUUUGGGCGUCGGUGUGGAUAUUGAUGUUUGUUUGCGAUGGGUACAAACACC
Pseudogymnoascus destructans is the source of this 2077-nucleotide messenger RNA. RefSeq lists its product as uncharacterized. Lineage: Eukaryota; Fungi; Ascomycota; Leotiomycetes; Thelebolales; Thelebolaceae. The transcript is spliced from 3 exons. The record is from RefSeq and is a predicted model, not a curated record. Bases 28 to 420 code for a protein of 130 amino acids.